Molecule: messenger RNA, 2682 nt
Organism: Lates calcarifer (barramundi perch)
Lineage: Eukaryota; Metazoa; Chordata; Actinopteri; Centropomidae
Exons: 3
Coding region: 236-2035 (599 amino acids)
Biological process (GO): regulation of transcription by RNA polymerase II
Molecular function (GO): RNA polymerase II cis-regulatory region sequence-specific DNA binding; DNA-binding transcription factor activity
Source: RefSeq, a predicted model, not a curated record
AAAAGAGGACUACAACUCCCGUCACAUGACCGAGAAACCCGGAAAUACAAAGUCUGGUGACGAGAUGUUUUAAGGGAGAGGGCUACAGUGGAGCUGUAAUUAUGUAAUGGAAAACGUGCAUGUUUUUUUUUUUGUUGCUUUCAUUGUUUUGAACCUCAGUGUCUGACUAACUGAGACUGUCGAUGUAAAAGCUAAACUGUCCAUCUGGCGCCAACAGCAGCCUUUGUUUUAAUUCAUGGACAAAGACAAGUCUAGCGACAUUCAUGGUCCGUGCUCCUGGAUGGAGAUGCAUCAGUUCAUUGGUGACCUUUUAACAUCUGGAAACUCCUCCAAGGAUCAGCCAGAUGGGCUGAACUCAGCGUGGGGCAUGGCCCAUGGUGGUGGUGGUGCUGCUCUGGGUUUCAAAGGUGCUUCACUUGAGCCUCUACAACCACCUCCGCCCACUCAGGACAAAACAGAGGCAGAGCCAGGCCGGCACAUCCAGCCCAGGGCGACACAGAGGAAGGGAGAGUCCAGAGGCAGGAGAGAAGAUGUGCAUCAUGCCUGCGCCUGUCCUGGCUGCCCUUCCUCCACCUCCCCACCUUCCUUUGAAACGUUAAAACCCCGACAACCUUUGUCCUCACCGCCACGCUCAGAUGCAGUAUGCCACGCCAAAGACCUUAGCGGCACUGCUCCAAUGAGCCUUGGCAUGUGCUCACCGGACACCACCGAGCAAAGCGGUGCAGCCACGUCUGAGUUAGAAGCCGGGACGUCCAGCCAAUUGCAGGGGGAGGAUGUGGACAGAGGGACUCAGAGCCCAGACCAGAACUCAGAAUCUCCUCCAUCCAGAGCGUCCUCAGGCUCCCUGUCCAGUCUCUCCGUGUUUCCCUGCUUGUGUUGCCACCGCGGCCUCCAGACCUGCACCCAGAUACUGGGUCACCAGGAUGGCACAGACUCCCCGUUUUCUCACACCCACGCCCAUCACCAUUUCCAUCACCACCACUGCCCCAUAACCUCCUGCUUUUCCUGCCACCAGCUCGCCCACCCUCACUCCCCACAGCUCUCGGGUCCCUUUCCCUGCUUCUCUUGCCAGCGUUCCUUCCCCACCUGUUCUCAGGCCUGCCAUCACCAGCAGCACCGGCGAACACAGCAACAGGACGAGAGAGGCGGGACGGCCGCGACCCUGCUGUCGCUGCAUCCCUGCAUGCACUGCUCCGCCUCCUUCUCCAGGCCGUCCCAACUUCUGCAGCACCAGCGCUCCGAGCAUGCCCACAAACCGUCCGGCUUCCUCUGCACGGAGUGCGGCAGGGCCUUCAACUCGCACAGCAACCUCCGCAUCCACCUCAACGUGCACACUGGCGCCCGGCCCUACACCUGCUCUGACUGCGGUAAGAGCUUCAGCCAGUCGGGGGCUCUGAAGAUUCACAGGCGGAUUCACACAGGGGAAAGGCCGUACUCCUGUGGAUUUUGCGGCAGAGGGUUCCCCCAUCUCGCAGGGGUCCGGGCCCACCAGAGGACCCACACUGGAGAAAAGCCCUACCGCUGCAGCCAGUGCGGGAAGUGUUUCACCCAGUCGGGAGCUUUGAAGAUCCACACCCGCAUCCACACGGGAGAGAGGCCCUUCAUCUGCAGCCUAUGUGGGAAGGGCUUCUCCAACCGCUCUGGGAUCCGCUUCCACUACCGCACAGUCCACGGGCUGGCCUCUGAACAUGCCGGAGAAGCUGGUGGUGGGGCUGCAUAUCGUGGAGCGGCGGGCCGUGGUUACCCACCCGGGCGUCCCCCUGCCAGCGCCAGCCUCAAUACACCCAGCAGUCAGGACAGGGACUCUCAUGCAGCUCCGAAUUCCAGAGGUUCUCCUGCGUCUGCUGCUGCUCAGUCUGAGGCAGGAAACCCCGGCAGUAACAGAGAGGUGCUCCUGUAUGCAUGUGAAGACUGUGGCCUGCGUUUUAAAGAUGCCCCAUCCAGGAACAGACACCAGACUCUAGUACACUACUCGUCUGAGGGGAGAGAGGAGGACGGGGAGGCAGGGGCAGAGGAUAGAGCUAAGCACAAAUGAGAGGAGUAUCAGCAGAGAGUGGAUCAAUGUGAGUAAAUUAUGUUUUCAUUGAUUUAUUUGGGAUAUAUUUUGUUUCAAUUUAAAAAGUCUUUGAUGUUUCACUACCUUUUGGAGCUACUGUAGACUGAAAUUUUAGUUUUUUGAAUACAAUUUGAUUUAUUGCACCUUUUAGGAUUUCAAGGAGAGAUUCUGUACAACUUGUAUACAAAAUUUCACUCGGGCUAUUAUCAAGACAUAAUAGACCUAAAACUUCUUUAGCUUCUAAUUGAUAAAAAGUGAUUUUAUAGAAGUUCAUACUUCAUAUUGGUUGACAUUUUUCUAUUAGUGUGGUAUCCAGUUGUCUUAAAAUAACCUUAAACACAUCACUGCUGCAAUCACCCACAAGAGGCCAAAAACAGUAUUAUCAGUAGUUUUAUUGUGCCUUAUUCAGCAGUGAAAGAGGUUGUAUUCUCUUUGUUGUAUUAGAGCGAAUAAAUCGCUAAAUGUGCCAUCACAAAACUUGUCAAAGCAUUCCCAGAUAUUAAAAUGUUUGAGGGUCAUCUUUCUGCUACCUGACCUUUAUCUUACAAAAUGCCUUGUAAUAAGAUAAAGUACAAUUUUCUAUGGAGUUUGCAUGGCUUUGAAAUAUAAGUAAAAAAAAAAAAGAA